CAUUCAUACACCGGAGCAGAGUGCUGAGGACAUCGCUCGUGCUGUGCGCACGGUACCGGGGGAGCAGCCAGCCUGUCCCGCCAUUACAAACCAAUCUGUGUCCUGUCCUGUCACCGCACACCCGCAGCCCCCCUGUACCCAGGCUGAGCCGUGCCAGCUUCACCAUGUCCGGGCCCCACAACACUCCCGAGGGCGGGACUCACCGGCGGCCACACUGCUCGUUCGACUAUCUGGUUAUCGGCGGAGGGUCCGGGGGGCUGGGCAGUGCCCGCAGGGCGGCAGAGCUGGGAGCCAGGGCAGCCGUGGUGGAGAGCAACAAGCUGGGAGGAACCUGUGUCAAUGUUGGAUGCGUCCCGAAAAAGAUUAUGUGGAACGCGGCAAUUCAUUCGGAAUAUAUACAUGAUCAUGAAGAUUAUGGAUUUCAAACAUCUGAUGUGAAAUUUACUUGGAAAAUUAUAAAAGACAAAAGAGAUGCAUACGUGAGUCGCCUCAAUGACAUCUAUCAAAACAACCUCAAUAAGGCACAAAUAGAAAUUAUCAGAGGUCAUGCAACCUUUACAUCUGACCCCGAACCGACACUGGAAGUGAAUGGUCAAAAAUAUACCGCCCCACACAUUCUAAUUGCUACAGGGGGUAAACCCACCAUGCCAUCAGACACAGAGGUUCCAGGAGCCAGUUUGGGAAUCACAAGUGAUGGAUUUUUUGAGCUUGAAGAGUUGCCCAGGCGGAGUGUCAUUGUUGGUGCUGGUUACAUUGCAGUUGAGAUAGCUGGGAUUCUAUCAGCUUUGGGAUCAAAAUCCGCAUUGUUAAUUCGUCAAGAUCAGGUGCUGCGUACAUUUGAUUCCAUGAUUAGUGCAAACUGCACUGAAGAGCUUGAAAAUGCAGGCGUUGAUAUCUGGAAAUAUGCCCAGGUGAAAUCCGUUAAAAAGACAAAAACUGGUCUAGACAUCAAUGUUCAGUGCUCUGUGCCAGGACGCAAGCCAACAGUAAGAACUAUCCAAGACGUUGACUGUUUGCUGUGGGCUAUUGGAAGAGACCCCAACACAGAGGAUCUGAACUUGGAGAAACUGGGUCUUGAGUUAGAUGAGAAGGGCCAUAUUGUGGUAGAUGAGUUCCAGAACACCAGCCGGAAAGGAAUUUAUGCUGUAGGUGAUGUGUGUGGCAGAGCACUUUUGACACCAGUUGCCAUAGCAGCAGGAAGAAGACUGGCUCAACGAUUGUUUGAAGGGCAGGAGGAUUCCAAGCUUGACUAUAACAACAUUCCAACAGUGGUCUUCAGCCAUCCUCCAAUAGGAACUGUGGGACUUACUGAAGAGGAAGCAGUAAAAGCCAAGGGUAGGGAGAAUGUUAAGAUCUACACAACGUCUUUUUCACCAAUGUACCAUGCCGUAACCAGAAGAAAAACUAAAUGUGUUAUGAAGCUGGUCUGCGUUGACAAAGAGGAAAAGGUUGUAGGAUUGCACAUGCAAGGACUGGGAUGUGAUGAAAUGUUGCAAGGAUUUGCCGUCGCUAUCAAAAUGGGAGCCACCAAAAAAGACUUUGAUAACACUGUUGCUAUUCACCCAACUUCCUCGGAGGAACUGGUCACACUACGUUGAAGUUGUUUUGUACCUUGAACAAGAGCAGUGAUUAUGAGAACAUUAUUUUGUCUACUGAAUUUCACACAUACAAUCCAUCCUUAUUUAUAAAUCUCUUUUUUCUUCUCUGUCCUAGUCCUUUUAAGCUGAUCAAGUGCCUUUUAAUAAAUUCUUACAUCGCACUAAUAUUUGAUUGCAACCAAAUUGAUGAUGGAAAAAAUAAAUAAAUUGUGCAUAUGUUGGUA
Bufo bufo (common toad) is the source of this 1822-nucleotide messenger RNA. It is a transcript of the gene GSR, whose product is annotated as glutathione-disulfide reductase. The transcript is spliced from 13 exons. Gene Ontology annotation, cellular component: cytosol; mitochondrion. The record is from RefSeq and is a predicted model, not a curated record. Bases 165 to 1598 code for a protein of 477 amino acids. Gene Ontology annotation, molecular function: NADP binding; glutathione-disulfide reductase (NADPH) activity; flavin adenine dinucleotide binding. NCBI's taxonomy places the organism in Eukaryota, Metazoa, Chordata, Amphibia, Anura, Bufonidae. Gene Ontology annotation, biological process: cellular response to oxidative stress; glutathione metabolic process; cell redox homeostasis.